Messenger RNA from Meira miltonrushii, 648 nucleotides. Its product is annotated as 30S ribosomal protein S12. The transcript has 2 exons. Bases 1 to 648 code for a protein of 215 amino acids. The record is from RefSeq and is a predicted model, not a curated record. Lineage: Eukaryota; Fungi; Basidiomycota; Exobasidiomycetes; Exobasidiales; Brachybasidiaceae. Gene Ontology annotation, cellular component: ribosome; small ribosomal subunit. Gene Ontology annotation, molecular function: structural constituent of ribosome. Gene Ontology annotation, biological process: translation.
AUGCUCUCUCUUAUCACACCUGCCGCUUCCAGCAGAGGUCGCUCGGCUUCUUGUUCUUUGGCAAGACGGAUAGGUGCUUCUAGUAUCGCUGGACCAUCUCGCUCGCCGCUACAGCAACAAGCACGACAAAGCAAUCGUCUAAUCCACACAGUCAAUCCGAUCACAAAGCGUUCUUCGAUCAUGUCCAUCGCACAGAACAGUAAAUCAACCCUAUUGUCAGGACGAAUUGCGUCUGCUUCUUUUCAUUCAACAUCCAUUGCAUCUGUCACUUACCGUCAAGUGAGAAGAGGUGCACGUAAACCACAUAGACCAACACCAAACCGAGUUCCUGCAUUGGAAUCACGUCCGUUCGUAAGAGGCGUUUGUGCACGUAUCUUUACUACAAAACCUAAAAAGCCAAAUUCGGCCGUUCGUAAAUGCGCAAGAAUUCGAUUAACAAACGGUAGAACGGUAACUGCUUAUAUUCCAGGAGAAGGUCACAAUUUACAAGAACAUAGUGUAGUUCUCAUUCGUGGAGGUCGUGUAAAGGAUUUACCUGGUGUUCGUUAUCAUCUUGUCAGAGGUGCUUUGGAUUUCUCGGGUGUGGCUAAUCGAACCACUUCUCGUUCAAAGUACGGAGCCAAGAAGCCAAAAGAAGCUGGAGCAUAA